GCGACGGCGGACUGAAGCCAGGGAAUUCUCACCUCGACGAAGAAAAGCGUUGUUCGUGAUUUUGCGUUCGUAAAUAUCGUUUGAGUUUCCUGUUAAAUGGAAAAACGAGUCUGGAUCUUCUUCAUCCAGGUUCCUUGUCUAGGAGAGACGUGCGCUUUCUUCAAAAACGCGAAGUUCCUCGGCGGGAGGUUCAAUACUACUUGCACUGCGGGUGCUCUUCGUCUUCACUUCGUUUAUGAUGUCAAGGUGAACAUCCCCCGGUUUGAUCAUCUGGAACGAAAAUGUCGUUUCCUGGAACGAGUGACCCAUCUGGGACGAGCGGGAUGCGCUUGCAUCGGCGGUCCCACGAGCCCAGACAGGCAGCGCUGAAGGCAUACGCGACGAUGAGUGCGGACCCGCUUAUCGGAAUCGGGCAAGGGCAAGCACGGCGAAGCAGAAGUGUAUACUUCUGCAUUUUCAUCUACUUCUUUAUCUUUUGCAGGUCGUGCAUCCGGGUGCAAUUCAACGUUUGUUCAAGGUGGAAUCGCUGGUCAUAGUAAUCCCUCUCCGAUCAUCAGGAUGCGGCGCAAUCGAACGCAGCGCACUUUCUCACCUGCGCACUGUGCGGAAGGCUUCGCAAGGUGGACGCAUUCACGCGACGGCUUUUCUCGGAGGAGUCCGGGCGUACAUUUAGCUGCAGCUUCCUUCGGGAAACGGAUUGCACCCAGCCCGGCGACGCAGAAACCGGGCCUAUGCGGGUGUUCGACGAGCAAAACACCGAGCUGGAACUCACGGGGGACGAAAUCCGGAUGCUCAGCCAAGGGCUCCUCGCGAAGGGGUCAUCAAGUCCGGCUGCCUCUUCCUCCGAGGAGGACGCGAAGCAUGUAAGUAGGUCAUCUCGAGCUGCUUCUUUCUGUGAUCGCAAAAUUUUGUUUUACUGUAGGUUCCAUGAUAUUGCUGCAUCGUGCUGAUUGAUUUCGGAGCGUAAUGUGGUGAUGAAGAUGAAGAAUCUGGAAAGAAAAAGAAAAAGUGGCGCUCGUGCCUGAAAGUUCUUCGCAACUUGCCUGCGUGUAGUUUUCGAAAGAAAUAGGGAAUAUGCUCCUACUUGUUCUAUCUGGUACGAUCGCGAUGCGAACAUUUUCAUGAACACUUCAGGGUGGCCGCCGCCAAGGCCGACGUCGGCGGAAAGAAGAAACCGCGGGAGCGGGCCGAAGCAAAGGCUCCGGACCCCCACCCGGCAAAAACCGCGCAAGUGGGCGGAAGCGGUCCGCGGCCACUCGGGACUUGGACGAUGAGGUAGAAGAGGGGGACGACCUGCCUUACGGUGCGCCGCGCGCGCCACCGCCCCUGACUAAGCGGCAGAUGGCCCUGCAGGCGAAGCGCGGUGAAGCGCUGGUGGUGCACGACCCUGCACCAGGCCGCGCGGCUGCUUCUACUCCCCAGGCCGCUACUUCUCUCGCUAGGCUCCCGCCCGCGCCGUCCAUGAACCCGCCAUCUGCUUCUACGGUUAGUAGCACCUCCACGAUGUUGGCAGGAGGUACAACAUUCGCAGGUGUCCGCCCGUCACCGACAGGUUUGGGGCCACCCGGAGGCAUGCAAGCGCAACUACUCGGGCUGCAGAUGGUGCAGCACCCGACUCCUGUCUUCACCCAGUCGGAUCGUAGUUCCUCAGCCUUAAUGCCUUCAGCACGACCGGCACCUGGCGUUGUGGCUCCGGCGUUCUCCAGCACUAGGCGGGAGGACGACGACGAAAAUAUUAACCUCGUGGAUGAAAAAAACAAAGCGCCGCCGGUGCAAACCGCGCCAGUGCGAAUGCUGAUGGACGAAGCGGAAUUUAUGCGGGACGCGAAGAAGCUCUACGACUUCAUCACCGUGUAUCCCACAGAAAAAAAGCAGGCAAGGCAUACUAUGCAGAAAUAAACACUAAGUAACACACAGAAAAUGGAAAUCCUGCAUGGGUGAAUCCAUAGCAUGCUGCUCAGGGUAUGCAAUGCAGAUUUUUCUGUGUAAGUAAAAGUAAUUCUAUUUGCCAUACACUCGAAAUAAUAUAUCGUGCCUGCUUUUCCUUUUUUCUUGGGGAUGCCGUGGCCGGGCCGGGAAAACCGCACCGGGGCGAGUCUGUAUUGGUUCGGUACACCAAAAAGGGAAACGGUCGGGUCGCCGUGCAGCAACUGCUCGAAGACGAUGAGAUGAAAGGAGAUCAACAUUGAAGCGCUUCAAUUGUACUGUGCGGAGGACGAGCAGCCAUCAUUCAAGGUCAACUACCAACACCUGAUUUGGGACUGGAAAUUGCAAAAAAGGAGGAAACGCUUCCGCGAAGUGGAGGAUGCAGGCAGAGCGCUAAUAUGUUUCGUCAGGAAGAUCCGGGAAGCUUUCUUGUAUGAGAAGUAGAUGGUACACCAGCGAAGAAGUACGUACUCUCAUCUUAGCAUCAUCGUUCUUCGGCGUCGGCGUUUCCAGGAGGCGAAAAGAUGUAUGAGAAUGGUGCAGUUUCUUCUCGCGCUCGUUUGACCGAACAACUCGUUGAGAAGAAGACUGGUGUUGAGUCCUAACUCCAAUAUUCACCUCGCGGCGAGUGUGAAGUAGUGUCUUUCACUGUAUGAUGUUUCGAGCACUAUGAUGCGGACUGCUUUAUCAAUUUUGCAGCGUUGCUGGCUAGUUGGAUGAGGAGUAGAAGUUUCUUCAACAAUGUUUGUAGUCUGCUCAAGGAAGAACUGCGCCGUCAGACAGGGAUGCACGGUGCCG
Messenger RNA from Amoebophrya sp. A120, 2724 nucleotides. The record is from the annotation of a GenBank genome assembly. Lineage: Eukaryota; Dinophyceae; Syndiniales; Amoebophryaceae.